AUGUCUUGCUGCAUUAGUUCUGCGGUAUGUUGUUCACUUCUCACCGCGUCCAUGUCUGGCGUCGCUCUCGGGUACAACUACUCAUUAGCUGAGUACAUCGACUUAAAAGAAACAAAUGUGUCCGUAUAUUUGAAGCGCGGUAUAUUUGAUGACGAAAUUGCGGAUGAUAUGGAAUGGCGUCGGCGUGGUCACCAACCUGUUGGUGGUCAUAUUGGGGAAAAUAACCUUCUAACAGCAUCUGACGAUUCAUCAACAACGUUGAGGUCAGGGCGUAGGCUUGAUGACUCAAUAUAUGAGUCUAAUGAUCGAAAUAACUUCGAGGGAUCUCUAAUGAGAUUAACAGCAAAGGCUCCUGAUCAUUCCAUUAUUACUACUACUGAUGGAGCGCCAAUACACGAGAUAGGUAGACAAUAUUCCCCGGGUUCCGUCGAUGUACUCAAAGCUGUGCAGGGAGUCAUUAACUCGAAAAAAGCAGAGGCUGCAGCUCGUCGAUUGUAUAAGGAAAAGCAAGAACCAUCUGAGAAACCUAAUUCUAGUGAUCCGAGGCGUGUUAUGAAAUUUGACGUUCCACCAUACGAAGCGCCUUCAAAGCCUAAUUCCGUUCGACUAGCCGUACCAGAGGAUAGAUUCAAUGAGUUAUCGAAAUGGAGGAUUUUAAAACCACCUCAUAUAUCGACACCUAUAAAUGUUUAUUACACAGACAGUGUGUUAGGCUUUACAUAUCCAUCACUUGCAACUCCACGAUCUGGUCCUGUGAGACCAACUAAGUCAAAGCUAAGGCAAAGAACUAGACCUUCACCUUCGAGAGAAUUCCACACACCAUCAAGAACCGUUCAACCUAAGCUACCAAAAUCAAUAGAUGAAGAGAUGGAAUCAUUUAAGGAAAAACUUAUGGACGAUAAAUUUGAUGAGCUCGGAGCUAAUGACGAUGAAUUUUUAAGAAAAAUCAAAACAGGCUUAAGAAAAACUUCAGACGAUUAUGAUGAACAAAUUAAAGGACUACCAUUGCGCAAAAAGAGGCAAAUUAAUAUUUUAGCUAUUUCUAAUAAAAUUAAUACAAAUAAAGAAAUUAUAGAAGACAAUCUUAACAGAGAUUUAACUGUACAGAGCAAAAUUGUAAAUUUAUUGAAAGCGACGACUCUCAGUGCAUCGCGUAUAUUUCCUGACGCAAGCUUUACAGACUCUUCAAGCAUUAAAAUAGAAAAAGAUCGAAACGAAAAAGUUUACUCAAAGCCAUCACGAGGAAUAGCAUCUUCAAAUAAGUUAUUUCGACUAGCUCUUUCCACUAUAAUUGCG
Brenthis ino (lesser marbled fritillary) is the source of this 1296-nucleotide messenger RNA. The record is from the annotation of a GenBank genome assembly. NCBI's taxonomy places the organism in Eukaryota, Metazoa, Arthropoda, Insecta, Lepidoptera, Nymphalidae.